AUGCCCCGUGAAGUUGUUGUCAUCCAGAUUGGACAAUGCGGAAACCAAAUCGGCGCGCAGUUCUGGGAGACGGUCCUUGAAGAGCAUGCGGCUGCAGUGGCUAAGCAGGCCGGUGUCGCACAGAACUGCAGCCAACGCGGCGACACCACCACUUGGGCUCCGCGGUUCGACGCUUCCAUGUCGACUUUCUUCCGCAAUGUCGACGCCAGGCACCACGACUGCCAAAACCUCGAGGGCGACCAGCCCCUGAAGACGCUGAAGGCUCGCGCGCUGUUGAUUGACAUGGAAGAGGGCGUCCUCAACGACCUUCGAAGAGGCGCCCUCGGUUCCCUCUUCGACGAAAGACUUCUCAUCUCCGACGUUUCUGGAGCCGGAAAUAACUGGGCGCACGGCUACUGCGUCUACGGACCUGCGCAUCGCGAGAGAAUCGCCGACGGCCUGCGUCGCUCUCUGGAACUCACGGAGUCUCCCCAAGGCUUCAUCCUUCUCCAUUCCCUCGGAGGUGGGACCGGCUCGGGUCUAGGCAGCUUUGUCGUGCAGAUGCUAGAAGAAGAGCUACCCGACCUUCCGCGUUUCUGCUGCUCAGUCGUGCCGUCUCCGAUUCACGUGGACGACGUGGUCACCGCGCCGUACAACAAUCUCCUUUCUCUCUUGCAUCUUCACCGCCACGCGUCCUGCGUCCUUCCAGUCUCCAAUGAUGCGCUCAGCACAAUGUGUGCGCGCAUGCACGAAAGCGAGGUCCGACAAGGGAAACACACGACCUAUGCAGUUUGCAGACUCGCGCCUCCAUAUCUCCCGUGA
Messenger RNA from Neospora caninum, 801 nucleotides. RefSeq names its product putative tubulin epsilon chain. The record is from RefSeq and is a predicted model, not a curated record. Gene Ontology annotation, cellular component: cytoplasm; microtubule. The transcript has 5 exons. Gene Ontology annotation, molecular function: GTP binding; structural constituent of cytoskeleton. Gene Ontology annotation, biological process: mitotic cell cycle; microtubule cytoskeleton organization. Bases 1 to 801 code for a protein of 266 amino acids. NCBI's taxonomy places the organism in Eukaryota, Apicomplexa, Conoidasida, Eucoccidiorida, Sarcocystidae.